AUGAAGAAUCGCGCUUGGACAGCAGCCGCAGCAUUUGCGAGGUUAUUGACCGGCAUCGCUUUAUAUUUGGCGAACAAUGAUUUGGAUUGGCGAGGAAUGCUGGGAAUCUUCGAGAGUAUUGAGCAACACCUGCUCAACCCAGAGGGUAAAAGCCUUGAAUACAUUGCCCUCGUGGCUUCGACUGCCUUUUUAACGCGAGCUAAAAAUAAAAGAAGGAAGAUGUACGCACAGGAUGCGGGAAUUCUAGAGGAUAAAAAGGCAUGA
Molecule: messenger RNA, 264 nt
Organism: Danaus chrysippus (African queen)
Lineage: Eukaryota; Metazoa; Arthropoda; Insecta; Lepidoptera; Nymphalidae
Source: the annotation of a GenBank genome assembly